Molecule: messenger RNA, 1038 nt
Organism: Suhomyces tanzawaensis NRRL Y-17324
Lineage: Eukaryota; Fungi; Ascomycota; Pichiomycetes; Serinales; Debaryomycetaceae
Gene: RAD10
Product: Rad10p
Exons: 1
Coding region: 1-1038 (345 amino acids)
Biological process (GO): UV-damage excision repair; mitotic recombination; meiotic mismatch repair
Cellular component (GO): ERCC4-ERCC1 complex; nucleus; nucleotide-excision repair factor 1 complex
Molecular function (GO): single-stranded DNA binding; damaged DNA binding
Source: RefSeq, a predicted model, not a curated record
AUGGGUGGCCCGAACCACGAAACGCCCAAGACAGACUCCACCUCGUUCGCCAGCAUCUUGGCUGGUGUCAAGCGGAUGAGGGAGCAGUAUGGUGGAGAAGUGACUUCAGCGCAAAACGAGUCAGCCUCGUCGAAUGAGCCAACUUCCAGCACUACCACUGAGAGGCAAACAACCAUCGAAAGGCCCGAAAAGAGAACUAGGAUAGAACCAGCUUCGACAGAGGUUUCUGCUAGGCCAGAAUUGACCGAAAGUCCUCAAAUUACCUACGUGAGAAGAACAUUACACGAACCAACAGCACAAGUCAAAGCACCUUCAACAGCUCCAGUGCGUGCUAAUACUACUGGCCCAGUAGCCAGGCCUGCUGGUAGAUUUGUGGCUCCUUCCGAGAUCCUAAUCAACAAAUCACAAACAGGAAACCCGCUUUUGAAAGAGUCUUUGAUGAAGGUAACCCCCUGGAAGUUUGACUCCACCAUUCUCUCAGACUACUACAUUAAUCCUGGCCUUCAAUUUCUAUUCCUUUCGCUCAAGUACCAUAAAUUGAGACCAGAAUACAUUUGGCAAAGACUUAAGAAGAUUAAUAAGGGUGCCUCCUCCAGCAACACCCGAAACGACCGCUCGUUGCGGAUUUUAUUGACUGUGGUUGAUAUCGAUUCCCAUCAGGAAAUCCUUCGGAGCCUUCUGGACCUCUGCAUUAAAAAUGACUUGACGCUAGUCCUCGCGUGGUCUUUUGAGGAGGCUGGUAACUACAUUGUUUUUGCAAAGCAGCAGGACAACGUGCCCUCGAAGACCCAGGGCAUUAAGGGGAUAAAGGCAGUAGAUUACAACUCCAACGUGGUCGAAGCAAUGACAGGAAUACGCCUGAUAAAUAAGACAGACGUUUCGAAUCUCUUGGCCAACUGCAAGUCCGUGAAAAAUAUCGUUCUACAAAGCAGUGGAGGGGAGGAUUUGGUUAGCAUUGGUGGGUUGGGUUCAACCAAGAUACGAGAUUUGAAGAGGGUUUUCCUGGAACCAUUUAUUUACAACAAGCAAUACGAUUAA